Malassezia globosa CBS 7966 is the source of this 2010-nucleotide messenger RNA. RefSeq lists its product as uncharacterized. Gene Ontology annotation, cellular component: membrane. The transcript has a single exon. Gene Ontology annotation, biological process: transmembrane transport. The record is from RefSeq and is a predicted model, not a curated record. NCBI's taxonomy places the organism in Eukaryota, Fungi, Basidiomycota, Malasseziomycetes, Malasseziales, Malasseziaceae. Gene Ontology annotation, molecular function: transmembrane transporter activity. The coding region runs from base 1 to 2010 and encodes 669 amino acids.
AUGAUGGACGAUACCCUUCAUGAAAAAACGGUUGAUCGCGCAGACUUGGACAUGGAUCAAAAUACAUUAACGAAAAAGAAAAAUAAUGAAAUUCUCUUCAACACUCGCGAAGCCGUACUUGAAGACGCUGGUGAGGAUGACGCAACGCCGGAAAUGUCGGUGGAAGUUCGAUUAAACAACCCAUUGUUGGGUCUCUCUAGCGAGCAGAUCGAGUCUAAUGUACAAGAGUUUGUCUCGACAAAGGGAUUAGAGAAUUAUCAUAGCGAAUUUCUUAAAGGUGCGCUUGUUGCACAGGCUCAAGCAACAGGUGACUACAGCUCUAUUCCAAUUCUCACGCAAGAAGAUCAUGAAAUUCUCACUAAAGAAAAAGAGCAUAAAUGGCACCAACCUUUUCUCUUGUAUUGGCUCGCGAUUUGUUGCAGUGUCGCUGCUGCUAUUCAAGGUGCGGAUGAGUCGGUAAUCAAUGGUGCGAUUCUGUUUUUUCCUGAUCAAUUUGGACUUCAUACAGACCGAUGCGCAUAUUACGAAAAUGGAAUUGAUGAUUGCACUGGGCCUCUUAAGCCUGAGUACCAGGCGAAAGGUUGGACUGACAGCAAAGUGGCGUCAGAAAUCAGCAAAAACAAUUGGCUCAUUGGCCUUGUAUCUUCUGCGCCUUAUAUUUGCUGUGCCUUUCUUGGUUGCUGGCUCACUGAGCCAUUGAAUGCAGUUUUAGGUCGUCGUGGUACUAUAUUUGUGGCAUCGUUCGUUAGCUUUGCCACCUGUGUAUGGCAGGGCGUGACAAAUACAUGGUGGCACAUGUUCAUCGCUCGAUUUAUUCUGGGUAUCGGCAUUGGUCCAAAGUCUGCAACUGUGCCUGUAUAUGCUGCAGAAUGUUCACCUCCGCUCAUCCGUGGUGCGCUUGUCAUGCAAUGGCAGACUUGGACUGCUUUUGGUAUCAUGCUAGGUAAUGCGGCAAGCUUGGUGCUCUUCAAGGUAUCUGACCCGCCACACAUCACUGGUUUGAACUGGCGGCUCAUGAUGGGCAGUGCAUGUAUCCCAGCGCUUUUCGUUAUGUUCCAAGUGUAUCUCUGCCCAGAGUCUCCUCGGUGGCUUAUGAAAAAGGGUAAAUAUCAUCAAGCCAUGCAAUCAUUCUUAAAAAUGCGAAGCGCACCCCUGCUUGCGGCUCGUGACAUGUACCUUGCCCACUGUCUAAUUGAAGCAGAGAAGAAGCACGUUGAACUUCAUGGCCGUGCUAACCUUUCGCAUCUGUUCACCGUUCCCCGCAACCUUCGAGCCUUGAUACCCACGUUGAUUCUCAUGUUUGGUCAACAAUUCUGCGGUAUCAAUGUCAUUGCUUAUUACUCGAGUUCGAUCAUUAAGGAAGUGGGUAAUGCUUCUGAUUUAGAUUCUUUGCUUGGCAGCUGGGGAUUCGGUAUGCUGAACUUUUUGUUUGCUAUUCCGGCCUGGUAUACCAUCGACACUUUUGGUCGGAGAAAUUUGCUUCUUUCAACUCUCCCCUUUAUGGCCAUUUUCCUUUUAAUAACUGGGUUUGCUUUUUGGAUUGACAAGUCCAAUCAAGAUGCUCGCUUGGGCGUUGUGCUAAUGGGGAUCUACGUUUAUGGCAUCUUUUAUUCCCCUGGAUUCGGACCUGUACCACUCACCUACGGCGCAGAGGCUUUUCCCAUUCGCGUGCGUGAACUUGGUAUGGCUCUUUCCACGGCAGUUUUGUGGUUUUUUAACGCUUUACUUUCAAUUACUUGGUUCCGUAUGAAGGAGGCGUUCAAACCACAGGGUGCUUUUGGCUGGUAUGCAGCUUGGUGUGCUAUUCUUUGGGUCCUUAUAUUUUUCCUUUUACCAGAAACCAAAGCGCUUUCCCUGGAAGAACUCGACAUUGUGUUCAACAUUCCAACAACCAAGUUCGCCUCGUACCAAGUCCGCCAAAUUCCUUACUUCAUUAAUCGCUAUUUGCUUCGCCGCAAAGUUCACAAGCAUCCGCUGCAUGCUAUUGAUGACAGCAUGGGCGUAGCGUGA